This is a messenger RNA of Diospyros lotus (date-plum), 2637 nucleotides long. Its product is annotated as subtilisin-like protease SBT3. Lineage: Eukaryota; Viridiplantae; Streptophyta; Magnoliopsida; Ericales; Ebenaceae. The transcript has a single exon. The coding region runs from base 188 to 2494 and encodes 768 amino acids. The record is from RefSeq and is a predicted model, not a curated record. Gene Ontology annotation, biological process: proteolysis. Gene Ontology annotation, molecular function: serine-type endopeptidase activity.
ACAGACAUUUCAAGCCACCUUCGAGUCGUCCCCUUACUAUGAACCACUAGUUUCAUUUUCAUAUUCAUAACAUAUCUUACCGAUCAUCUCCAUGCUUCACAGUCAGCGGACGCAGAGUAGAGCUAGUAGAUAAUCGAGAUCCUCUUCUCUUCUCUUGCAUGCUCGAUCACAGAUUGUAUUUGAAAGAAUGGACUGUAAUAUUGGCAACCUUUCUUGUUACCUCAUCCUUUCCUUUUCGCUUCUUCUUGUAACUUCCAUAUCAUCCUCAGCUGCAAAUGAUCGUCGAAGCUAUAUCAUCCACAUGGAUGAGGGUGCUAUGCCGGCUCCAUUCUCCACGCCCCGGGGCUGGCACCAAUCGGUUCUGUCAUCGCUCUCAUCGACAGAAGAUGCUCCCCCGAUCCAUCUCUAUUCUUAUAGCCAUGUGAUGGAUGGCUUCAGCGCGGUUCUUUCAGAGUCCCAUCUAGAACAGCUCGAGAAAAUGCCCGGCCAUGUUGCCACUUAUGCAGAGACAUUCGGACAUCUCCACACAACCCACAGCAGUGAGUUUCUUGGCUUGAAAAAUCAGGCCGGGUUGUGGCCGGAGGCCAGAUUUGGGGAGGGCGUGAUUGUUGGUAUCAUUGACACCGGGAUAUGGCCUGAAAGUGAGAGUUUCAACGAGGAGGGGAUGCCUCCCGUGCCAGCGCGAUGGCGUGGUACCUGUGAAACCGGGACUGAGUUCAACUCUUCUCACUGUAACAGGAAACUUAUUGGUGCCAGGUCUUUCAGCAAGGCUUUCAAGGAGGCCGGGCUGAACAUAUCAAAAACAUACGACUAUGAUUCUCCGAGGGAUUUCAUGGGGCAUGGGACACAUACAUCCUCUAUAGCUGCCGGCAGCCCAGUGCAGUGUGCCAAUUACUUCAGAUAUGCCAAGGGAAAGGCGAUUGGCUUGGCUCCAAAAGCCCACCUAGCCAUGUACAAAGUGUUCCACCAUAAUGAAUCUGAUGAAGCUGCAGCUGCAAGUGAUACGCUGGCCGGGAUAGAUCAGGCUAUAGAUGAUGGCGUAGAUCUCAUUUCUCUGUCAUUAGGCUUCCCCGACAGUCCAUUCUACAAAAACCCAAUUGCACUUGGAGCUUUUGCUGCAAUGGAGAAAGGGAUCUUCGUGGCCUGUUCAGCCGGAAAUAGUGGUCAGUUUAAGCUAUUCAAUGAAGCUCCUUGGAUUACCACCGUUGGUGCUGGGACUCUUGACCGGAAUUUCGCAGGUUUUGUAACCCUUGGCAAUGGAGACUUCACAAUCACUGGAAGGUCUCUUUACCCAGAAAACCAGUUAGUCUUCAAAGUCCCUUUAUACUAUGGACACGGAAACAGAAGCAAGGAGACCUGUAAAUACGCUGCCUUAGACGCUGAAGAUGUUGCGGGAAAGUACAUCUUUUGCUACUUCACAAAUAGAACAUCAGUACUAUAUCAGCAACUGCGUGAACUUAACAGAUCAGGAGCGGCUGGAGCUAUCUUAAGCUCAGAUUUUGGGCUGUUGAUCCGUUCCGGAGACUUCAACUUACCAUUUGUAAUUGUGAACCAUAAAGAUGGAAAGCUGGUGAAGGAUUACAUAAUCAACAAUGACAAUCCAAUCGUGUCCAUUUUGUUCCAGAAAACGCUACUGGGCACUAAGCCAGCUCCCCAGGUUACAGACUUCUCAUCGAGGGGGCCAAGUCUAGUGGCUCCAUGGGUACUGAAACCAGAUAUAUUGGCUCCUGGUUAUGACAUCUUGGCCGCGUGGGUACCAAACAAGAAGGGGGCAUUUAUUCGUGACAAUUACUUGCUCACAGAUUAUGUGCUUUUGUCAGGCACUUCCAUGUCCUCUCCCCAUAUAGCGGCCGUAGCUGCACUGCUUAAAUCAGUCCACGCUGACUGGAGCUCAGCUGCAAUCCGAUCAGCUAUGAUGACCACUGCUGAUGUCCUUGACAACAAAGAUGGUGUGAUCACUGACAUGGCCACUGGUGCUGCGGCUACCCCUCUAGAUUUUGGGGCAGGGCAUGUUAAUCCCAACAAAGCCAUGGACCCUGGCCUUGUGUAUGACAUUGAGAUCCAGGACUAUAUUGAUUUCCUCUGCGCUAUGAAGUAUACAACAAAGCAGAUCAGGAUAAUCACAAGGAGGUCAGAUUUCAACUGUGACAAUGCCAAUCUCGAUCUUAAUUAUCCUUCCUUUGCCAUCAUCUUGAACAUCACCAAUGCUAUUAGUACUUACACAUUUAGGAGGGUGCUGACAAAUGCAGCAGAUUCAAAUUCUGUUUAUAGAGUUCAGGUGGUGGUUCCAUCUGAUAUGAAAAUUGCUGUGCAGCCGUCGGAGAUCUAUUUUCCUGGAAAAUACAGCAAGGUUGAGUUUAACUUGACAGUUGAGAUUGAUCUGGGACAUAGUUCAGAGAGCGAUUAUAAUGGGACAUAUGGGUUUUUGAGCUGGUGUGAGGUCAAUGGGACGCAUGUAAUAAGAAGUCCAAUAGUCUCUUAUGUUCUUUCUUAAGCAGUAGGAGUGCUUCAAAUAAGUGUACUUCUAAGCGCAUGCUCCAGCAACUUUCCGGUCUAUUAUACAUGAUACAUGCAAUUGAAUCCCUCGUAAAAAUAUCAAGUAGGAUAUAAUAUUUUUAAAUUUGCACAACCAUCAAC